AGAAAACAUUUAAUUAAUCAUAAUUCACGUUAUCAGUAAAUUAUUUAUUCUCCUAAAGCUGAGUGUACACAUUUAGUUUGAUUUCAGAAGUUAUAGUGACUAAAUGAAAAGGAAGGAAGUGAUGGAAUGAAAAAUAAAAGUUUCAGGAUUUUAAAACUCCUUUUGGUGUUAUCGAUCAGUGCUGUCUGUACCGCUAAUCAUUACGAUGAAAAGCUUACACUCGAAUGUAUUAAGAGGUAUUUAAAAGACAGAAAUGUUAACGAAGAUCUUCUCAGUUUUGUGGAUCCUUUUUAUGGAUCGGUAACUGAUUGCGAGUCAGCAGUUAAAGGCAGACUUGCAGUGUAUCACAGUUCAUUGCGAAGUGCUUUGUUCAAUGAUAGAACACGUCGUCCUUUUGUUGAGUGCACAAUGCGUGACAUUGAAGAGGAUGAUGACAGUUACGAUGAUGUGGUUCUUCGUAAAGCUGCCAUUGAAAUGAUCAGUAAUUGGAGAUUCUGGUCUUACUUCUCGAAGUCAUCACGAAUUGAAGAACUUGAUUCGAAGGCGAAUCGAAUUGUAUUGAAAUCAUUAACAAAGUGCAAAGGACAUCGUGAAUUUGGUGAACUUUUUAACAAUAUUCACGAUGGUGGUGUAAGUUGGGAUCGAUCAGGUGAAGAAGAAUAUUGCAUGAGGAAACAUCUUUUGUCGAAAAACCUGUUGAAUCCAUUCAACUUUGGAUUCAACCCGAAUCCUCGUAAUGUGCGAACCGAAGGACUUAACUGCGAUCCAGUGGUGCAGACAAUCAUAGGCAACAUUUAUAAAGACAUUAAAGCUUCUGAUUGCCGUAUUAAUGCUUUCAUCCGUGGUGGUUAUGCUGACAAUAUAUUGAAGGCUGAAGUCUUAUCCAAGUUGUAUUUAACAAUGUCGGAUAAAUCAAGAGAACGUCAAGAUUUCAUCAAUUCCAUGGUUGAUAUAUCAUACGAUGCUGAUAAAUGUUAA
Molecule: messenger RNA, 978 nt
Organism: Clunio marinus
Lineage: Eukaryota; Metazoa; Arthropoda; Insecta; Diptera; Chironomidae
Source: the annotation of a GenBank genome assembly